AUGCCGAGCGCCGGCACCUGCCGUGGGGCGGCCCCGCCCCGCCCCGCCCCGCCCGGCCGCGCUCCGCCCCGCCCCGCUCGGCCCCGCCCCGCCCCGCCCAGCCGCGCUCCGCCCCGCCCCGCCCCGCCCCGCUCUGCCCCGCCGCGGACACCGACGCUGCCGGGCAGCUGCGGCGCCACCGGAGCGGACGGGACGGGACUGCGGAGCGCGGCCGCCGCCAUAGCAAGAGCUGUGCUGGUGUGCAGGGCCAUGGGGAAACUGCAGAGUAAGAUCAGCUUCCAGACCUCCAAAUACAGGGCCGAUGGCUGCGCGGAGGACGCGGGAGCCGCCGGAGCCGCCCCGCAGCACAGCCCCGUGCACGCCGGCGCCGUCACCUCCGUGGCUGCUCUCCACGCGGACCUCUGCGUGUCAGGAGGCAGGGACAAGCGUGUGGCUGUCUGCAGCUGGCGAUCCGGGGCUGUGCUGCGCCGCUUCCUCGGGCACCAGCGGGAGGUCACUAAGGUCACCUCUGCCCCUGGCUCAAGCAGAGUCUUCAGCGCCUCCCGGGACAAGACGGUGCUGAUGUGGGAGCUGGAUGGGACUGCAGGGCCAAGCCAGUGCUUCCCAGGACACCAGCUGGUGGUCACUGGGCUGGCUGUGAGCCCAGAUGGCUCCCAGCUCUGCACGGGCUCCCGAGACAACAGCGUGUGCAGGUGGGACACAGCCACGGGGCAGUGCCUGGGCAGAGCUGCCAUCUCCAGGAACCUGGUGACACAUCUCUGCUGGGUUCCUGGGGAGCCAUACCUCAUCCAGAGCUCAGAGGAUAAAACCAUCAGGGUCUGGGACAGCCGAGAGCUGCAGGUGGCCCACAGCUUCCCAGCCAAGCAGCAGCUGCAGACGUGCUGCGACGCCAGCCAGGACGGGCGGUACUGCCUCAGCAGCAGCAGCGGCUCGGCGGGGCAGGGCUGCGAGGCCACCCUGUGGGACCUCCGGCAGACCAGGAGCCAGGUGAGGGAGUACAAAGGACACUUCCAGACCACCACCUCCUGUGUCUUCCUGCCACGGGGCCCAGCUCUAGCCCCCAGCAUCGCCACAUCCUCCUGUGACAGCACAGUGAAGGUCUGGGAUCGAGACACCGGAGCCUGCCUGGCCACGCUGUGCCUGGAGGGGUCGGGGCCGCUGGCGUCGCUGGCCGCCUGCGACAGUUCCACACUGCUCUGUGCCAGCUCCGCCUCGGGCAUCCACCUGCUGCGGCUGCGCCACGGCACCAGCCUGGCCCUGGAGGAGGUGGCAGCUUUCUGACGGCGGGGACCUGUCCCUCGGAGGUGGCUGCGUUCUGGCUGCGGGGACCUGUCCCUCGGAGGUGGCAGCGUUCUGGCUGCGGGGAC
Molecule: messenger RNA, 1367 nt
Organism: Pogoniulus pusillus (Red-fronted tinkerbird)
Lineage: Eukaryota; Metazoa; Chordata; Aves; Piciformes; Lybiidae
Gene: WDR31
Product: WD repeat domain 31
Exons: 10
Coding region: 1-1281 (426 amino acids)
Molecular function (GO): protein binding
Source: RefSeq, a predicted model, not a curated record